AUGUCUAUCCCCGACGUUGAUAUCGCGCCCGCUCCGGGCAUCUCCUACUUCACCCCCGCUCAGGAUCCUCCCGCAGGUACGGCAGCCAAUCCUCAGACUAGCGGCAAGCCGGUCCCCAAGCUCUAUCAGCCUCUGACCAUCCGCGGUCUCACUUUCCAAAACCGCCUCGGUCUUGCUCCCCUCUGCCAAUACAGUGCCCAGGAUGGCCACAUGACCCCCUACCACAUUGCCCACCUGGGUUCGAUUGCCCAGCGGGGUCCCGGAUUGAUGAUGAUCGAGGCGACUGCCGUGCAGCCCGAGGGUCGCAUCACCCCGCAGGACGUGGGUUUGUGGAAGGACUCGCAGAUCGAGCCCAUGCGCCAGGUCGUUGAGUUCGUUCACAGCCAGAACCAGAAGAUCGGAGUGCAAUUGGCCCACGCCGGACGCAAGGCCAGCACCGUUGCUCCUUGGAUCUCCACCGCCGUGGUUGCCACCGAGAAGGUCGGCGGAUGGCCGGACAACGUCAAGGGACCCAGCGACAUUGCCUUUGCCGACUCCUUCCCCCAGCCCAAGGCGAUGACCAAGGACGACAUCGUCCAGUUCAAGAACGACUGGGUUGCCGCCGUCAAGCGCGCUCUUGCGGUCGGGGUUGACUUCAUCGAGAUCCACAACGCCCACGGAUACCUUCUUUCGUCUUUCCUGUCCCCCGCUGCCAACAACCGCACCGACGAGUACGGUGGCUCUUUCGAGAACCGCAUCCGCCUCCCCUUGGAGAUUGCCCAGCUGACCCGUGACACGGUCGGCCCCAACAUGCCCAUCUUCCUCCGUAUCUCUGCUUCCGACUGGCUGGAGGAGGUCCUCCCCGAGCAGAGCUGGAACAACGACAGCACCAUCCAGUUUGCCCAGGAGCUGGUCAAGCAGGGCGCCGUUGAUCUGAUUGACAUCAGCUCCGGCGGUGUGCACGCUGCCCAAAAGGUGAAGUCCAGUCCCGGUUUCCAGGUUCCUUUCGCCGCUGCGGUCAAGAAGGCUGUUGGUGACAAGCUGCUUGUGUCGGCGGUUGGUGCUAUCACCAACGGACGUCAGGCCGAGGAGAUCAUAGAGAAAGACGGCAUUGAUGUGAUCCUCGUUGGCCGUGGAUUCCAGAAGGAUCCCGGCUUGGCCUGGACCUUCGCUCAGCACCUGGAUGUGGAGAUCUCCAUGGCCAGCCAGAUCCGUUGGGGCUUCACGAGACGUGGCGGUACUCCGUACAUCGACCCUUCGGUGUACAAGCCGUCGAUCUUUGAUAUGUAA
Aspergillus aculeatus ATCC 16872 is the source of this 1269-nucleotide messenger RNA. RefSeq names its product NADH:flavin oxidoreductase/NADH oxidase. The transcript is spliced from 2 exons. Bases 1 to 1269 code for a protein of 422 amino acids. Gene Ontology annotation, molecular function: NADP binding; NADPH dehydrogenase activity; FMN binding. The record is from RefSeq and is a predicted model, not a curated record. Gene Ontology annotation, cellular component: intracellular anatomical structure. NCBI's taxonomy places the organism in Eukaryota, Fungi, Ascomycota, Eurotiomycetes, Eurotiales, Aspergillaceae.